CCCACCCACCCCCUCAUACACCCCCCCCCCAAAGUCUGGCUUCCUUUCUCCUCCAAUCCCCCUCCCCCCAACACAAGACUGUUCUUUUUCUAGACAAGUUUAAAAAAAUAAAAUAUAUAAUCUGUACAGGGUGCACCUGGGCUUGGGGGCUUUUGAAAACCGGUUGGAAAGAUUUUUAUAUUUUUAGAAGUGGAAACAGAGAAUCCCCCCCUUCCUUUCCCCUCUCUGAGUCCUCCAAGAACCCCUCCAGCCAGCAGCUCUUCUCCUGGUGGGGGGCUGCCUCCCUCCUUCCUCCCAAGUCAGUGUUCUGUUGUUCAGCUUAGUCGCCCCCUUCCCGUGACGGUCCCCCCCCCCGCCAGCCGGCGCAAAAAAACGCCCCUUCGGACGGGCCUUGGAGCCGCUUUCCUUAAAAAGGGGGUUAUUUCACCCCUUCUUUGCCCCCUCCCCCGUUUUCGUCCCGGAGAACGAGCCGAUCGCUGAUGUAGAGCCGCAGAGCGAAGGUCGCUUUCUCGUUUGCAAGAAAUAAAAAAGCUUAAAAAGACUCCGGAGCCCGCUUUCCUUACGCCUCGUCUUUUGGGUCUGGGGGCUGGCGGGGUAGAAGGGCGGGGCCUCGACGGCCUUGUCUUCCGGCUUAUUGGCCGGCCAGGUGGCGGGGGCGGAGCAGGUGGCCGGCCACGAGCGAUCGCGGAGCGGCAGCGUUUUUUUCCCUGGCCGGGUGGCCGGCACAGAAAACCGCAAUGAAGAGGCAGCCGACCGGGCGGGGGCCGGAGCCGAGAGCCGGCCGGGUCCUGACCAAGGCGGCCGAGUACGUGGGCUCUUUCGCCGUGGAAGACGCCGAUCUACCCCGGGCGGGCCAAGCGGUGCAUCAGCGGCUGCAGCUCCUGAAGGACUGUCCGCGGCGGCGCUCCGUCCUCCUGCGCUUCUGCCUGCAGGGGCUGAAGAUGCUCGGACGCGACGGCGAGGCUCCGCUCAUGGCCCACGCCCUCAAGCGCCUCGCCUAUAGCACCUGCCGGCCCGCCGAUCGCCAGUUCGCCUUCCUGGCCCGCAACCCGCGCGGCGCUCGCGGCAGCCUCUUCUGCCACCUCUUCGUGGGCGGGCAGCCCGGCGAGGUCCAGGCACUGCACUACCUCCUCUGCCGCUUCUUCCAGCUGGGCUACCUUCUCCUGCACCCCGAAGACCAGGACUGGUCCUCCUCCUCCGGCGGCUCUGCCCAGCGAGAUUCUGGGAAGUUGCUGGGCGCCUCUCUGGACAACCAGGUGGUCUGGGAGUCCCUCCGUCCCGAGGAGGUCUCCCAGAACGUCAAUGCCCUGGUGUCCUUCCGGAGGUUGCCCUGCCCCACAGAAUUUGGCACCUCGGUCAGCGUGAGAGAGAGGCUGGACCUGGAGGAAAGCAGCAGCAGCAGCGUGGGCAGCGCCCGUCCUGGAAACCCCUAUUGUUCCCCAAUUCUGGUGCGCAAGAAAGCCAUUCGCAGCAAGAUUCUCCGUUCUGGGGCCUACCGAGGUUGCACCUUUGAGGCAGCCUCUCAGCAGGGCGCCUGGGAAGGAUUUUCCUUCAGCUGUGAUGGCAGAGGGAGCCUGCUUCACCUGCCAGAAAAUGAGAACGAUUUGAGGGAGAGUGUGUGGUCCUUUGCGGGCAUCAGCAGAGAUGCCGGCCUGGCCCUGCUAAGGAAUGACAUGCUGGGGGCUUUCCUUCUGUGGGCCGAGUCUGGAUCCACCCAUCAGUGGUGUCUAGCAGUGAGGACCUGCUGCGGCGUCGUUCCAUAUCAAAUUUACCGCAGCCAGCUGGGAAAGUACUCAGUUGAGCAUUUGAAUGUAGAAUUCCCCAGUAUGGAAGCCUUGUUAGACAAUUACUCCGGGGUUCGUGCAGGCCUGUUCUGCUCCUUGGGCGCAGGAAGAAUCAACCAUUGUUAUGAGGAGCAGGAGGAUGCGGCCGAGGAUCUCUGGGGAGAAGAGCGAAGUCGCCGGAAGUCCUCAUGGCUGUUUGGGGCCAGUCGGUCUCUGGCUGUGCAGCAUGAGGUGGAGGGAUGCUCAGCCGGGGCCUUCUCUUAGCGUUCCUGCCACCUGAAGAGGACAGAGACCGUGGUUGACCAUUCCUGCUCACUCCGUGGCUUGGCUUUGUUGUGAUUCUUUUUUGGAGUUGUGCGCAGAGGGUGCCCUUCCUCUCGUCGUGUCGUAAUUCAGGGUUUCUUCCCGCCAUCAGAGGGCUGAUGCACGAGUUGGCUGGGCCUCCACACCCGAUCUAGGGAGUGCCAUGGGGUAGUCUUGGGCUGACAGCACAUUGACCAAUUGGUUGGGAGGGGGGUCAGCUUGAAGGGCAGUAAGCCUCCCUGCCUUUGCACUCCUGGCCGAUUCUUCUCCAGUCUGCAUUGGGGGGAACCUUUGAUCAGGAGCCUGGAUUUCUGCGUCGUCUGUUUAGUGAUGCACCCGUGCCCUUAUUUAUAGGAAGCUGAAUGUAAAAUGUAUGUGAGUAAUUUAUUGGAAACAAGUGUAUUGUUUUCUCCGGGCUGCUGUGUUCAGUGGUGAAAGAUGCAUUGCUUAUAUUUAACAGAUGCAAAACCGUUUGUACAGGGAUGUCCUGCAAUCAAAUAUAUAUAAAUAGAUCUAUAGAUAUAUAUUUGUAUUUCAAAUGCAAAGUCUGCGCGUCAUUUUCUUCCCCCUCGUGGGGAGCCGAGAAAGCGACCCGGGCGCGCCUCCGUUACUACGGCAACGAUCGCUCCCCUCGGCGAUCCAUUAGCCCAUUCCACGCUGCCUGCGUGCCGAUUGGCUCUUGGCAAUAGAAGGGGCGGGGCGACGUCCGCCUGGCGCAGCGAGCGCCGAGCGUUCGAUUCAUUGAGCGGAGGGACGGAGGUGUCUCCUUUUCAUUAGCUCACGCGGACGGACGGGCCCCGCC
This is a messenger RNA of Thamnophis elegans (Western terrestrial garter snake), 2889 nucleotides long. RefSeq names its product SH2 domain-containing protein 5-like. Lineage: Eukaryota; Metazoa; Chordata; Lepidosauria; Squamata; Natricidae. The record is from RefSeq and is a predicted model, not a curated record. The coding region runs from base 738 to 2048 and encodes 436 amino acids. The transcript has 9 exons. Gene Ontology annotation, cellular component: postsynaptic density.